GGAGAAUGAUGCACCAGAUGAAAGAGAAUACAAGGGCCCUGGUUGCGAGGUUUCGUUAUCCACCGAGGCGACCCAGCAGGAGGAAGGCAAGUCCGCGAAAAAGACGAAUAAGAGAAAGAAGAAAACUGCGUGCCUUCGAGAACUUUCUCACGUUAUCCCUGCCAAGGUGUACCGACAAGACGUUCUGAGUUUCUGUAAUGAGAAUGUUGGGUCGCGCUUUUACGAUAUCAUCGUUGUGGAUUACGUUGAGCAUGAAGAUGAGCAGCACAUGGAAGAUCAGCAGCAGAACAGCAAGAUGAAGGGCGCAUUACAACGUCUAUUGCCACGCCUCGGGGAACUUCUGAGGCCAAAAUCGGGGAUGCUUAUCGCCCGAGGCUGCUUCACGAAUGCCGAGCGGUUGGAGACGGCGCAGGACGUAGUGCAAACUUCCGUGAGUGGGUCCGCUUCACAAGUCAAAGCAGAGGUCUACACAUUAGCUGAAUUUAAAAUGCGAGAGGAUGAAAACAGUAGUGAAGGUGGCAGCAGCAGCUGCGGAGUAGAAAAUGGCUUAACAUCGUCAAUGAGAUUCGGGGAGGAUGUCGUUUUUAUUGGCUCUCUCAAGAGUGGAAGUAUCGAGCUCUCAGUUGCUGAAUGGGAC
This is a messenger RNA of Amoebophrya sp. A25, 637 nucleotides long. The record is from the annotation of a GenBank genome assembly. Lineage: Eukaryota; Dinophyceae; Syndiniales; Amoebophryaceae.